AUGAUGGUGGCACGCGUGAAAGCAGACGAUCGAGUUGUACGGAGUGAACCACCCACUUAUGUGUCCAUCCAUGUGAACAGAUUACAGUGCUUUGAUUCUUUUCUGAAGCCGAUUAAUGAUCAAGUGUUUCAGCCUCGGGAAGACACGUUCACCCGAACGGUCUCCUCCCAGUCACUUCUGAAUAACGACCGUCUUGAGGAGCUUGCACAGAUGAGCCUGUAUGAUAGGACCCUUCACAUGUUGGCAGUAGACCCUAUGUAUCAGAAAGAGGUAGCACUGGGGAAACGAAUAGGCUUUUAUCGACUAGGCAAAGAGCUGGGUGCCGGAAAUUUCUCCAAAGUGAAAUUAGGAAUACAUGUGCUCACCAAGGAAAAAGUUGCCGUAAAAAUUAUGGAUCGAACAAAAAUGGAUACAAAAGCGCAGCGAUUACUCGAAAGGGAGAUUAAAGCCAUGGAACGAAUGCACCAUCCCAACAUCAUCCGACUUUUCGAGUGCGUGGAAACACUCACAAGGACACAUUUGGUGUUAGAAUAUGCAGGUGGUGGUGAACUUUACGCAUACGUUCACGAACGAGGGAAACUAUCAGAACACGAAGCAAAACCACUGUUCGCACAGAUUGUAGCCGCUGUCUCACAUAUGCACAAGAAUAACCUUGUUCAUCGAGAUAUCAAAGCCGAAAACAUCAUGUUCUCAGCCCCUGGAGUCGUGAAGCUUGUAGACUUCGGUUUUUCCUGUAUGCUACCGUCAGCAGCUGAGCAGCUCAAGACAUUCUGUGGUAGUCCUCCUUAUGCAGCACCUGAGUUGUUUCGUGACGAAAGCUAUAAUGGUCCCAAAGUCGACAUUUGGGCGUUGGGUGUGUUACUUCACUUCAUGUUGAUCGGUGUCACGCCAUUCCGUGGAGAGACGGUACCAGAAUUGAAAUCGGUGAGUGUCCAGAUUACUAUCAUACACAUAUCUAUGCCACUGUGGAGAAAAAAAAUCGGAGAUUUCGAAGAAGGUAAGCAGUCAAAAGAUGAGGAUACUACUCAAAAGAAAAUCCGAACUUUUAUGCUUGAAGAAUCAAAUGAAUUGGGCCCACGAAAUUCGCUGAUCGGGACUUAUCGUAUCGUACAGUAUCAAGUCCAGACAGCUCCCAAAGAGCCGGUAUGUCAUUCAACAAUCCCAAGGGAAACUUCGGAGCGAGUGAGGCAGCUGAAGAACAAAAGCAAGACGUGUGUAAUUGUAUAG
Haemonchus placei is the source of this 1227-nucleotide messenger RNA. NCBI's taxonomy places the organism in Eukaryota, Metazoa, Nematoda, Chromadorea, Rhabditida, Trichostrongylidae. The record is from the annotation of a GenBank genome assembly.